Messenger RNA from Tuber melanosporum (Perigord truffle), 3019 nucleotides. RefSeq lists its product as uncharacterized. Gene Ontology annotation, biological process: ribosomal large subunit biogenesis. Lineage: Eukaryota; Fungi; Ascomycota; Pezizomycetes; Pezizales; Tuberaceae. The coding region runs from base 859 to 2112 and encodes 417 amino acids. Gene Ontology annotation, molecular function: zinc ion binding; nucleic acid binding. Gene Ontology annotation, cellular component: preribosome, large subunit precursor. The record is from RefSeq and is a predicted model, not a curated record. The transcript is spliced from 7 exons.
GCUGCUUCGUUUCACUUCGCUUGGGUCCCCUUUAGCUCCCGGAACAUUUUUCUCUUUUCUUUCAGCUCAUCGAGAGUCAACAUAUCAUAUCGGCUCUGAUUCUCACUUUCCCCAGAGCCGAAGAUAGCGAACGCACGGGUGUUGUGACCCUUGUCAGCAUCGUCAUCGGAAUAAUUUAGCGUCUGAAGGCUUUUCUCUAUUUCAUUUCUAUUUCUCCCUCUCUCGAUACUCUUGCUAUAUUUAUCAUUAAAUUUUUACCCUCCUCUUUGAGUUCUCCCGGGAGCAAAAUUUCUUUCUUUCGAGGGAGUUCUUGGCCAGCUCGGCGGGGGAAAGUAGCGUUAACCUUGAAGUCGGGGGGAGACUGAGAAGAAAAUAAUAAUUCCGGGUCACAGGACGUAAAUACAAUUUUUACAAAGUACAGUACAGUACCGGUACUGUACGAGCACCCUUCCCCCCCUCCUUUACAGACAGAACUCGCCGGUACGGUAGCGAAGUGCGGUGGCAACCGUUUGUGAAGUUACAGCGGAGAAUAUCCCCGUCCGUUUACCCUAAUAAAUAGCGAAGAGCCUCUUCUCACAGAAGCUUCAGUUGUCCCGAUUGCUACUUUUCUUGUCUUUUCUUUUUCAGCCUUGCUUGUCUCUUCUUUCGGUUUGGUGUAGGCUGCGUCUGUUCUCAAAUUCUUCCUUCUUUCUUUCCUUCCAUCCUACCCGUUACGCUGCUUACAACACCACACCUCCCCUCACCACACACUCGCACCAGGGAUAUCGUAUCCGUCACAAUCGCUGUGGAAUCUAGAAACCUGGAAUAAAAAAAAAAAAAGUUGUCAUGACGUCCGUUCUACCGGCUACGGCUCCAAGCAUGCAGAGUGCUCCUAUAUCGCAGACGCACCCUUACACCUGUAAUGCAUGCCAGGUCGCUUUUCGCAAUCAUGACCAGCAGCGCACUCAUUAUCACACCGACUGGCACCAGUACAAUUUGAAGCGGAAGGUUGCUUCUCUUCCCCCGCUCUCCUCCGAAACGUUCGCCGAAAAGGUCCUCACAGCUCAGGCUUCCACAAGACUGGAACGGGAGCGUGCUUCUUUCGAGAGAACCUGUAAGGCAUGUAAUAGGACGUACUAUUCUGAAAACGCUUACGUGAACCACGUGGGAUCCCAGCGGCAUCGGCAGAACAAUAAGGAGCAGGAAAAGGUGGUUUCUGACACAGAGUUCGCGGGUAUGGUGCAGGCCUUGAAGGUUGCCGAGGCGGUUGGAAAUGAGUCCUCUGGAUCUUGGACUAAUACCGCGUGCUUAUUUUGCACAUACGUGUCUCCAUCACUACUGCUUAAUGUAUCGCACAUGACUAAGGCGCAUGGCCUAUUUAUUCCUGAGCGAAAUUUCCUUGCUGACCUGGAAGGUUUGAUCCGGUAUCUUGGUCAAAAACUCGUCCUCGGGAAUCAGUGCCUAUACUGUAAUAAGAGCAAGGGAGGUCUCGAAGGAAUUAGAACGCAUAUGAAGGAUAAGGGCCACACCAUGCUCGGCUUCGAAACAGAAUCACAGCAAAUCGAAUUGGGUCAGUUCUAUGACUUCACCUCCACAUAUAGUGAUGUCUCAGGCGACGAGGCCACCGAAGAGCCCUGUAAGCGCGGGCUGAAGGCUCCUGUUCUCAUCCGGAAGGAAGGUGAGCCAGAGGGUGAAGGCUGGGAAGGAGCGGAUGAUGGUGAAGGAUGGGAAACCGAUUCCAGUGCUAGUUCACUUGAUUCCCAGGACCUUUUCUACCAUGAUGACUACGAGUUGCAUCUUCCCUCUGGACGCUCCGUCGGUCAUCGUUCUCUAGCCCGCUACUACAGGCAAAAUCUCCGUGAUCAUCCUCUUCAAACUCGCGAAGUCCGUCGCAUUGCCGACACACAAUACCCUCACUCUGAUGACGGUACUGAAGUACGCCGCAGAAACGCUAUUACCCGUGCGAACGGUGGCCAGGGAAUGCUCGGUGUUUCCUUAUCUAAGAAGCGCGAAGUGCGGGAGCAGGAAAAGCGCUCUAGAGAUCUUGAGAAUCGUGGGCGUAGAAGGCAGGAGUGGGGUGUCAAUCGCAAGGCGAAUAUGCAAAAGCACUAUAGAGAUCCACUGUUACAGUAGUUUUUCUCUUUUGUCUGGUCCGUGGCUAAGGUUUCUAUUCUGAUACAUAUUAUCAUUGCUAUAUUUUUUUGCUGUUUUCUUUCUUUUUUCCUUCCCUUUUUCUGGUUUCUGUCGGGGGUGGGCUGUUGCGUGUGUUUAGUUUCUUUGGUCCUUGUAUAACUGCCUUAUGGUUACUUUUACUGUGGAAAAGUUUCAUUUGUUGAUUUCUAUUGCUUUUCUGCCAUUCGGGGCGGCUUGGCUGGGUUGGGUUGGGGAGUGACUGAAUAGUUUACGAAGCAAGGUUCGGCAACUGGAUGGAAAAUGGAGUGGUAAAUUUAUUGAUGCAAUGAUUUUUUUCUGUUUCUUGUUGACAUUGGUUUGGUAUCUUUGGGCAUUUCGAAAGCUAAUGUAGCGAUUGUAGUUACGAAAAUGGGAGGCGAGGUUUCAUGAGGCGUCACUCGGUGGGUGAUUUACCUCAUGUGUUGGGGUGUGUUGCUAGGGGUGGUACGAUAGUGGUAGUGUCUGAUGAAGAUGUAGUUGGUAGUUUAGUUCUGCCACCUCUCAGUGUAUUGAUUUCUAUCCUCCUGGCGGUAGAUGGUAGUUGGAUAGGGUGCUGGAUGGACCAGAGUGAUUUUUCCAACUUUAUUUCUUAUGAACUCUAUUCACUUAGACAACCUAGUUAAGCCUGGCACCUCAGCACGAAAUACGGAUCCCCUCCCCAGUACUACUACUGUCCAAGGGCACUCUGGGAGAAUCAAGCGCAGAGGCAAGAAAAAUAGAGUAUAACCCCCCCGGAGGGUAUAGUAUAGGCACUGCAUUUGGACCCAGGGAGAGGGGGUAAUUUUGGAGUGUUUUUUUUGUCCAAGACUUGGUUAGGAAGUCCUGCGUAUCGGAAGUAUGAUGGGGGUGGUUAGUUGUGGGAUCUGUA